Messenger RNA from Plectropomus leopardus (leopard coralgrouper), 5282 nucleotides. NCBI's taxonomy places the organism in Eukaryota, Metazoa, Chordata, Actinopteri, Perciformes, Serranidae. The record is from RefSeq and is a predicted model, not a curated record.
AUGACCAGUACAACUGGACUUUACGGCUCCUUUGCAACACUGGAUAUAUGACUUUUCACUUUUGGAUUUAACUUUUUAUAUCUAUAUUCACCAAUUCUCAGGGAUAACAUGGGCAUUUGUUAAAGUCCCCUCCAUCCAAGACUUCAGACCUGAGAAGCAUGUUGAUCACAAAGAUUGAAGCCAAGGAGGCUUGUGAUUGGCUGCAAGCAGCCGGCUUCCCUCAGUAUGUGCAAUUAUUCAAAGACUGCAGGUUCCCCAUUGACACUGAGUGGGCGAAGCGUGAUCACAACUUCCUGGAUAAGGAUGCACUCGACUCACUCUGCAGGAGAUUAAGCACUUUAAACAAAUGCGUGGAAAUGAGGCUGGAGCCGCGGAGAUCAAAACGCAGGGGAGACGACAUUGACGAAGAAGACUUCUGUGCCAUCAGCCCCAACUGGACCUAUGACAGGCGAACCCGACGAUGGCGACGCUGCGACUCCACAAUGGACAUCCAUGGCUUGUCUGACAGCCCCACUGUACCCCAUGAAGUGUCUCUGUGUGAUGUCGGCGACCGCCACGAUGUCUGCUCCAUCCACAGCUCCAGCAGCACUGAAAGUGAGGGUCACCACAAAAGUCACAGAGGCGCUGCCACCGACACAACCGCCUCCAUCAGUACUACCACAGACGAACAGGAGACCAGCAGGAGCUCUUCCCGCUGCUCCUCCACAAACAAGACACCUGCCCUGGAUCCCUCGCUCAGUGGACCCCCUUCCCCUGGUGAAAGUGGUGGAGGAUCAUCCACAAUGAGUCUGGAGGUUGAGGGCUGUUUCCCAGACAAACCGCCCAGGAAGAAGGGCACCAGUCUGCUCAGGAAGAUGGAGAAACUAAGACUGAGGGGAGCAACAGGCUUCCUCCCUUCUGCUCACAGUAGUAGUGAACGUGGAAGUCGGGCUCGGCACAUUAUCAGCGGGCCACUUCAGGUUCAAGAGGAGAACAAGAUGGAGCGGAUGGAGAGGCUGCAUGGUCCAUCAAGCCUGCAGGGUCGACCCAACAGCCGUUCAUCUUCCUCGCCCUCAUCUCCUCACACCAUCAGCAGCAGCAGUAGUAACAGCCACUCAGAGAGCAGCAGCACUGUCAGCACGCCCAGCCCGAUCACCCGGGUCAGGAGCAACUGCAAACGCUCAAACAGCGGUGUUGGGGUCAGUGGUGGAAUGACCCGGAACAACCAGAACUACACAGGAGCAGAGGACUACAGGAACCAGAUCAACAACAACAACAGCAGCCAUGACAGUCUGGUCUUCCAGAUCCCCCACGGACACAAACCGGGGACCUUUCCUACCUCGCUCGCACACAAAAACGCUAUCCUGUCCCCCAUCAUUGACAACACCUCAGUCAACUGGAGAACCGGGAGCUUUCAUGGUUACCGGGGGCGUCACAGUUGCCGCCGUGGCACAUCAUCCCUGGCCACCUGUGACCAGGAUCCCUCAUCUUCUUCAUCCUGUAAUGACGGAGUCCGCAGCCCGCAUGCUGUGCUGGAUCAUCGGCUGAGUGUCUAUGACAACGUGCCGGACGAACAGCAGCUGUCUGAAAGUGAAGGUGGCAGUGGCGGAAGUGGCAGCGAUGCAGAACGGAUGGCUGAGGAGUCAGAGGUGAAUCCAUUUUUGGCAGGUGAAGACGUUUUCUCGGCUCUGGACAGUGUUCUGGAGAGGAUCAGCGACCUCCAGCAUUUGGUCUCCACUUGGUCUGAAAGUCUAUCUGAGGAUGACUGUCAGGCAGCUUCCACCUCCUCGUCUUCUUCCUCCUCCACUUCCUCGUCUUCCUCUACUUCCUCCCAGGACUCACCUACCCAUGGCUCCUCAGCCGCCUCCCCCUGCCCCUCCUCCCCCAGCCAGAUUGACCUGGAGGUGCAGCAUCCAGAGGAGGAGGAGGAGGAUGAGGAGGAGGAGGUAAAGAGCCUUGAGGAGGUACCUGUGAACGGAGAGGGGCAGAAGACCUUAUCACAACCCAGGAGCAGAGUGAGCCAGCAGCUGCACUGGUCCAGCGAGCAGAGCCUGCCCUCACUGCCCACCAGUCCAGGAGUGGAGAACCAGUCUGUGUCCCAGUUCCUCCUGCUGCAAAAACUCUCCCUGCUCAAACUCACUGCUCUGAUGGACAAAUACUCUCCAUCCAGCAAGCAGGGCUGGAACUGGACUGUUCCUAAACAGCUGAGGAAGACCAAGGUGAUGGAAGUGAAAGGCCGGCGGGUGUUUGGGGUUCCUCUGCUCCUCAGCGCCCAGCAGACAGGAGAGCCACUUCCUCCGAGCAUCAUCAGAGCACUGGUCUACCUGAGGACAGAGUGUUUGGACCAGGUGGGUCUUUUCCGAAAGUCAGGGGUGAAGUCUCGUAUACAGUACCUCCGUGAGCUGGUGGAGUCUGACCCAAACGGCGUAUCUUAUGAUGGUCAGUCUGCAUUCGAUGUGGCCGACAUGGUGAAGCAGUACUUCAGAGACCUGCCUGAACCCAUAUUCACCAGCAAACUCUGCGAGACCUUCCUCCACAUUUACCAAUAUUUCCCCAAGGAUCAGCAGCUGGUUGCAGCUCAGGCGGCAAUCUUGCUGCUUCCUGACGAGAACAGGGUGGCGCUGCGAACGCUGUUGUUCUUCCUGUGGGAUGUGGUGGCCUGCGUGGAGGAAAACCAAAUGACUCCAACCAACAUUGCAGUUUGCCUGGCACCGUCGCUUUUCCACCUCAACACCCUGAAGAGAGAUGCCAACACAGCCAGGUUGAGUCAUAGGAAGUACAGCCUAGGUCGCCCAGACCAGCGGGACCUGAGUGAGAACCUGGCUGCCACCCAGGGCCUGGCCAACAUGAUCACUGAGGCCCAGAGACUCUUCCAGGUCAGAGAGUUUUGGCCCAGUCAGAGUUUAAGUACUGCAGGCACUAACGAGGACUCUCACUCUGAGGAGGGAGGACGACCAGCUUCCCCCAGUCAGAGCGAAGCUGAGGAGGAGCAGGAGGAGAGAAGGAGCAAGUUGCAGCUGAGCACCCAGCAACUCCUGAAGGAGGCCAGAGAAAAGAGCCGAGGCUGGGAGAGCCACCCAGCCCCAGAGCAUGUGGAGCUGGCCUUCAAGAGGAUGGACGACAACCUCCCACUGUUAAUGUGGCGCGGCUCCGUGGAGGUAGAAUCUACCCAGAAGGAGCUGCUCCAUCGGCUGUUGAGGGAGCAGGAGCUGUGGGAGAGAAGGCUGCACAAGGCUGCCAUCAUUCAGACCUUAUCCAAGGACGCUGAAGUCUACCGCUACCUCCUCCAGGGCCAAGGCCAUGGCCUGGGCUCCUGGCCCCCACAGGAGCAUCUGCUGGUCAGGACUUGGCAGGCAGACCCAUCCUCCGGUCCCCUGUACCUGUCCUCUGUAUCCACAGAGCACCCUGAAGUGCUGUUGGAGGGCAUUAGGGCCAAUGUCCACUCCUGUCUCUACCUGCUGGAGCCCACAGGAGCCAGGAAGACCCGACUGAUGCACCUCUGUCGAACAGAUACCAGGGGCCGGUCGCAGGAGUGGGACAGCAAAGUGAGCGGACAUCUUCUGGCCUCCGGUCUCCUGGCGAUCAGAGACUCCUUCAGAGCAGACCACAAAGAGACCAAAGUGUGAGUCAGUGCAGAAGUGGAAGCUGAGGAUGUUGCACUAAUGAGGAGUACUCACCCCCUAAACUUGUAGUCUGGUUAAACUGCAUCCCUUCCCACGUCAUGGAAGAAUGCUGGAAAAAAAAAGGAGACUAGAGCGUCAUUUUCAGAGGACUUUCUCAAAGUUUUAAAAAGUGAAACUCGUGGCCCAGAGCACAGCAAGCAGGGAAGGUGACCUAUGAGGGUUUCUCUGCGCCAUUUAUAUCUCUGUGGCUCCUUUUUCGAGUUCCUGUAUGUGUUCGCCUCUUUGUCAGUGACCUUGCAGAUUGCCAGCAGCACCCCUGCACUCCCCGCUGCGUCUGUUACGCUUCACACUCAAGUUCACAAAAAAAUGCAAACCAUGGCGAGCUUUGACAAAGGACGUUUUGAUGGGAGAACGGAAAGCUGAGGCCUGAUUUGACUUCUAACUGAGGGAAAAGGGCGAUAUGGUGCAAAAUGGACAUUGAAAUAAAAUGUUUUUAUCAGGAGCUGACAACUUUUUUUAAACCUUAAUAAAUGUUAACAAGAACAAGAGAAUCACAAAGUGAGUCAUUGUUCUCCAUCAAAUUAUUUCUGGUAGCCAGAGAAAGAGGCGGGGGAAACACAUGGCAGCUGCCAGGAUGAACAUCAGGAAAUAUGGACAGGAAACAGACUUUAAGCCACCAGAUGUUUGGCUUCAGUGGAAAGGAAAGAAGGGCAUCUGUUGAUCAGCAUGUGUACUACACCUACAACCUGGAAAAACGGCGCGAGGAGAUACAGCUGCCCUGAAAACCUAAAAACCUGAAAAGCGGUGCUGUCAUUCAAUGAUGGGACGCUGUCUGGAGUCAUGGUGACAUUUUCUGGCCAGAAAAUAGCUCAAAAACAGAAAUCGCAAUCUGAAACAGUCAUCCAUAAACCAAAGCCAGGUGAACUGAACUGAGGUUAGGUGGUGCAAUGACUCUCACAGAGACGUUUUCCUUUAAAACUUGGCACAGAGCAGCUGUAACAAGGAAUUAGCACAACAUCACAGACCAUCAUCACCAAUCGGAACGUCACUUUGUCCCACCUGGGUGACCGUUCAUACUUUUUAAUUCAUCCCUGUGACUUUGAGCCACUCUGUAACAGGACACACGUGUGACAGUUCAAAGAUGAGCGAUAUCUACCUCUCCACAGGACGACGCCACAGUUACGUGACACUGAAGCACAGCAAGCAUUGAGGGAGGCCUCGCCGUGCAGCGGGGAGGGGGGCGAGCCCUUUGUGUGUGCUUCCCGGCACUGUGACGGAUAUCCAACCAGACAACUCCCCCUCACAAACUUCCUGAAUUUUUUAACAUUUGUAUUUAUUCUUGUCAGUCAAGAGCGUGAUGUCCACAUGUCUCUGUGCUCGUACAAUCUUUAUUUGAUGUGGAGUUUUGACUUUCUAAGUCAAUUGUGUCCUACAUAUUUCCAAGUAUGAUUGUUGUGAACUAGGGCAGGUGUGUGCAUGUAAAUGUCAACAAACUCAAUUUUAUUCAAACACCAUAUUUCAGAUAGUUUAACUUAAUGUACAUCUAAAAGCAAAUCUUAUAUCUAAAUACAAAUCUCUUAUUUAAAGUGGAACUUUUGGAAGACGUUAUCUUGUUUGUUUGCGUGUGAAAUCUAAAUUUAUCAGUGCCAAACACCUAAUUAACAUGUUUAUUUCUCUCUG